Messenger RNA from Leishmania mexicana MHOM/GT/2001/U1103, 2037 nucleotides. RefSeq names its product metallo-peptidase, Clan MA(E), Family M3. NCBI's taxonomy places the organism in Eukaryota, Euglenozoa, Kinetoplastea, Trypanosomatida, Trypanosomatidae. The record is from RefSeq and is a predicted model, not a curated record. Bases 1 to 2037 code for a protein of 678 amino acids. The transcript has a single exon. Gene Ontology annotation, molecular function: metalloendopeptidase activity. Gene Ontology annotation, biological process: proteolysis.
AUGUCCGCCAACCCUCUGCUUCAGCAGAGCACUCUGCAGUACCAAUACCCGCCCUUUGACCAGAUCACUGUGGAGCACUACGCACCCGCAUUCGAGCAGGGCAUGGCGGAGCAGAUGGCGGAGAUCGAGGCGAUCAAGUCCAACCCUGACGCACCUACCUUUGAAAACACAGUUGUGGCACUGGAGCGGAGCGGGGGGCAGCUUAGGCGCGCACGCCUGGUCUUCCAAAACCUCUGCUCUGCACACACGAACCCGGACAUGCAAAAUCUCGAGCAAGCCUACGCCCCAAAGUUCUCCCUCCAUACAGACAAGAUCUACCUUGAUAGCGCCUUGUACAACCGCAUCAAGGCUGUGUACGACGAGCGUGCCAGUCUCGCUGGUGAAGACUUGCGGCUGGUGGAGCAUUACGAGGAGGAGUUUCGCAAGGCCGGUGCCGCCCUUCACGAUGCGGACAAGGAGAAGCUGAAGCAGGUGAAUGAGCGCCUCGCCACCCUCGAGAGUGAUUUUACCAAGAAGGUGACGGACACGCGCAAGACCGCCUCGCUCAUCGUGGAUGACGUCGCCGAGCUGGAGGGCCUCAGCGAGGACGAGAUUGCGACGGCUCAGAGGGAGGCGGAGAGCCUCGGGCACCCUGGAAAGUACGCAUUGAUUAUCGUGAACACGACUCAGCAGCCGCUGCUGGCGUCUCUGCGGAGCCGCGAGACGCGCCGCCGCCUGUUCGAGGCGAGCGUGCAGCGCACUGGACGCGGUGACGAGAAUGACACCGGCGCCAUCAUCGUGGAGAUUGCGCAGCUUCGACUGAAGAAGGCGAAGCUGCUCGGCAAGAAGAGCUUCGCUGAGUGGCAGCUCCAGAACCAGAUGGCCGAUCCGGCAUCUGCGGAGGCCUUGCUGCGCGAUAUGGGCAAAGCAGCGGCGUCGAAGGUGAAGAAGGAGGCGGCUGACAUCAAGCGAAUGAUUCGCGAGGAGGGUGGGGACUUCGAGCUGGCGCCCUGGGACUGGGGCUACUACGCGGAGAGGGUGCGCAAGCAGCAAUACGACCUCGACGAAAACGAGACGAAGCCGUACUUUGAACUAAACAACGUGCUUGAGCGUGGCGUGUUCCACACAGCGGAGAAGCUGUACGGCGUGACGAUGCGGCGGCGCACGGAUCUGCCGGUGUACCACCCCGACGUGAUGACGUUUGAGAUGUUUGACUGCACGGGUGACUCUCUCGCCAUUUUCUGCCUCGACCCGUACGCGCGCGCAAGCAAGCGCGGUGGUGCAUGGAUGACCUUCUAUGUUCGCCAGAGCACUCUCCUUGGCCAGAAGCCGGUCGUGUACAAUGUGCUGAACAUUGUGAAGCCCGCGGAAGGCAAGCCAGCCUUGCUGAGCCGCAAUGAUGUGACGACACUCUUUCACGAGUUCGGCCACGGACUUCAUGGCAUGCUAAGCAACCUCAAGUACUCGACUCUUUCAGGCACAAACGUCGCCCGCGACUUCCUCGAGUUUCCAUCGCAGAUCAACGAGCACUGGGCUACGUACGACGCCGUGCUGAGGAACUACGCCCUUCACUAUGAAACCAAGGAGCCGAUCCCUCAGGCGCUGGUGGAUCGCAUGAAGGCGGCCGAGACACACGGCGCCGGCUUUCACACCAUUGAAGUGGUCAAGGCGGCGUACCUCGAUCUCUGCUGGCACCUGGUUGCGGAGGAAACGGCUGUGCUGCCACCGGCACAGAUGGAAGAGGCGGCGAUGAGGUCCUUUGGUGUUGGGAUGACUGAGGUGCCGCCACGCUACCACAGCGGGUACUUCAUGCACACUUUCUCUGGCGCAUAUGCCUCGAACUACUACGUGUACCAGUGGGCGCGUGUGCUGGACUGCGACGGGUUCGAGUGGUUCCUGGAGAACGGGGGACUGACGCGCGAGAACGGUGACCACCUGCGCGCGUGCGUGCUCUCUGUGGGCAACUCGGUGGACGCAAACGUUGCGUACGAGAAGUUCGCCGGCCGAAAGGCAAGCAUGAAGGCGUUCCUGCGUCUCCACGGCCUGCUGGAGGAAUAG